AAGAACGAAUCCUACACCGCUACUGCAGUGAUUGGCAGUCGUUUGUCCAACCCUUUUUCCUUUCAUCUUCCAUGAGAUCACAAUGUACCACAAACACUUUUACGGACUGUUAGAUAUAAUCAAAGCAAGGAUUAUGGCUUCAGACGGGAUGGAAUUGCUAAUUGGUAAUCGAGCUGAAUCAGCAGAGCGUCCGCAACAGGGCCGCAUGUCAAGGAACACCCCGCUUAACAUGAACCAUUACGCCAACAAGAAGAGCGCAGCAGAGAGCAUGCUGGAUAUAGCGCUGCUGAUGGCCAAUGCGUCCCAGCUGAAGACGGUGCUGGAGCUCGGACCCACCUUCUCCUUUUACAUCCCCCUCAUCACCCUCAUCAGCAUCUCCCUCACACUGCAGAUCAUCGUGGGCAUCCUGCUCAUCUUCAUAGUGAAGUGGAAUCUGAACGACUCAAGUAAACAUUACAUACUGAAUCUCCUGGAGAACAUCGUCACCGCUCUCGUCUUCAUCGUUGUAGUAGUCAAUGUUUUCAUCACAGCUUUUGGUGUCCAAAGACCAGACGACAAGACAUCGUAACCUGCAACACCUCUGGACAUUAUUAAUACUCAGAAAAAACACACUCAAAUGUGCCUCAAUGUAAAUAUUCUCAUUCGGAAAACCUUAUUUUGAGUCCUAGAAAUGAGGCAAUAAGAGCUGAAAUAUAACAAUUGUGAAUCCCACUGUAAAUUUUAGCGAACGCAAAUGUAAUGGCACAUAAUUAUUAUAUGGGGAAUCGUUAGCUUUAAAUUUACAUAUAAGAAUUCACAAAGUAUCAAAUAUUCUGUUACUGCAGGACUGAAAAUAAUUCGUAAAGACAAAAAAAGGUCCAUUCGAUACCUUUAACUGUGAAAGCCUCAAAGAAAUUCGUAACUAUUUCACUAGAAUUUCUCUGGGUGUUAUGAAGUGUUUAUUCACCCUUACAGAUUUUAAGGCCAGUAUAAAUAUGUAAACGUCCAAAGAUAUGUUUGCGUGAAUCUUGCUUUGUUAAGAAAAGAUACAAAUAAGUAAUAAUUAUAAUUAUAAGUAAGUUUAUGCUUAAAAACAGAACAAAUAUCAGUCUUGAAGCCUUAAAUUUAAUUUAUCUUCAUCAAAGCUGCAGAAAACCUGUUUCUGUUUUGGUAAAUUAAAGGCAAACUCAGGGCCAUUAUUCUGUUAAUCAGUGUUGGGGAAAGUUUCUUUUGAAAGUAAUGCAUUACAAUAUUGAGUUACUCUCCAAAAAAGUAACUAGUUGCGUUACUUAGUUACUUUUUAUGGUAAGUAAUGCAUUGAGGUACUUUUGCGUUACUUUUCCUUACCUGACUGAGGCUUGAUCUCUUUCAGAAAUUGCAGGGAUUUAUUUUCUUCUUUUUUUAAAUAGAGGAGCUCUGCAAUUAACAACGAACUGCAUAACCUUCAUUUACCAUUUAAAACACACACACAUACACAAAAAAAGUAUUUAAGAUAAUGUUAUCUUCUGAGAACUUCAAUUAUCCUAGAGCUAUACAUGCCGUAUAUAUGGAUUAAUGAAAGCGUAAAGCCAUGUGUUUGCUCCUUUUGUACUUUUUGUCUUUAGUUCUUAUUAAUCCCUUUUCUUCAUUGAUGCGGUUAAAAUCAUGUGAAGACCUUCAUUUUAAUUCAGCAAUUUAUUUUUAAAAGCUAAUUCAAAUAAAAAGUAACUUGCAUAACAGUUUUUAAAAAGUAACUCAAAUAUUAUUAAUUUUUAAAGUAUUGCGUUACUUUACUCGUGACAGAGUAAAGUAAUAUUAUUACGUAACUCACGUUACUGGUAAUGUGUUAUCCCCAACACUGGUUAUAAUACAUUUACGCUCCUAGUCAAAAGUUUUUGACUUCUGUUCAGCGAGGGUGCGUUUUUUAAAUCAUGAAUACAAUAUUAUUGUGAAAUAUUAUUUAAACUUAGAACAACUGUUUUCAAUGUGAAUAUAAUUCAGAUGUAAUUUCUGCAGCGUCUCAUCAAAUUUAAGAAUUUUUUUCAAUUUGAAGAAAUAUUUCUUGAGUUGCUUUAUGUUUUUUGUCAAAACUGUGACAUAGCAACAUUUUAAAAUGUUAUAGAAUUUUUGUAUCUCAUACUGAUACUGAGACAAAAGUAUAACUCAGAACAGAAUGUUUUCAUCACUGAUAAGAUAAUUGAAUAAUUCAUACAAAUAAGCCUCUGCUCCGACAGAAAAGUUAUGCUGUCCGUGAAUUUACUGUGGACUUUUAUUCUGCCUAAAGUUAUCUGAAAACCUCGACUCGUGUGUGUUGUUCAACACACUGGCGUUGCCUUUGAACAAGAACAAAGUUGAACAGGUUUGUGUUUGUUAUUGCUUAAAGGUCAUUUAGAGGCCUUGCUGCAUCCAAAGUUAAAAAAGGAUAAACUGCUUAACUUACGAGAACAGUCCUUGCAGUUUAAACGAAUGUGUUCAGAUCAUUGCUUUCAGAGAAAUGUAUUUUACUUUUCUUCACAACACAAAUACAGCGUUUGCCAUGUCAUAGUUGCACAUUCGAGUAUGUUAAAUUAAGUUAUUUUGUAUCACUUGGCUCAAACAAAUUACAAAAUGAAUUGCUGAAUGUUACCUCAGAUGUUCGCUUUUGCAUUGACGGUCCUCCACAAACUGAUAGAACAGCGCCAUCUGGCGAAAAGGAGCCGCGCUACACAUUUCAGAACAAAGCUAAUUGCCUUAUUUUUAAUUUAUAUUUUAAUAUUUAGCGUUUUCAUAUUUGUCUUGAUUCUUUAUAGUCGAAUAUUUAUGCAUUUCUUGAACCUUUUGUACAUUUUAUAUGUAUAUUGUUUGUAUGAAUGAUCAAAGACUUCCGUUGAUUUUCAUUUUUAGAUGACAGUAUUGUGUAAACAUUACUUUGAAGAUAUAAAUCCCAGAACAACUUACAGGUGUUUGUAUGUUCAUAUUGCACACUGGCUUUAGUCCUGUUGCUGCUGCAUGUAAGGGCAAAUCUACCAUUCUGACAUCAAUAAAAUAUGACUUUUUUUAGCUA
Messenger RNA from Danio aesculapii, 3001 nucleotides. It is a transcript of the gene ninj1, whose product is annotated as ninjurin 1. The transcript is spliced from 3 exons. Gene Ontology annotation, biological process: tissue regeneration; cell adhesion. Gene Ontology annotation, cellular component: membrane. Lineage: Eukaryota; Metazoa; Chordata; Actinopteri; Cypriniformes; Danionidae. The coding region runs from base 83 to 568 and encodes 161 amino acids. The record is from RefSeq and is a predicted model, not a curated record.